This is a messenger RNA of Chelonoidis abingdonii (Abingdon island giant tortoise), 1253 nucleotides long. The record is from RefSeq and is a predicted model, not a curated record. NCBI's taxonomy places the organism in Eukaryota, Metazoa, Chordata, Testudines, Testudinidae.
GCGGACCCGAGCCGAGCGGCCGCGCCAUGAGCUACCAGCAGCAGCUGGCCAACUCGGCAGCCAUCCGCGCCGAGAUCCAGCGCUUCGAGUCCGUGCACCCCAACAUCUAUUCCGUCUACGAGCUGCUGGAGCGGGUGGACGAGCCGGCGCUGCAGGGCCAGCUCCGCGAGCAUGUCAUCGCCAUCGAGGAUGCUUUUGUGAAUAGCCAGGAGUGGACACUAAGUCGAUCUGUACCAGAGCUGAAAGUGGGAAUUGUGGGGAAUUUAGCUAGUGGCAAGUCUGCACUUGUGCACCGGUAUCUGACUGGCACGUAUGUCCAGGAGGAAUCACCUGAAGAUAUGGAUGCAGGUGGGAGAUUCAAGAAAGAGAUAGUAGUUGAUGGACAAAGCUAUCUGCUGCUGAUUAGAGAUGAAGGGGGACCUCCAGAGGCACAGUUUGCCAUGUGGGUCGAUGCUGUUAUAUUUGUCUUCAGCUUGGAAGACGAAAUAAGCUUCCAGACAGUUUACCACUACUACAGUCGUAUGGCUAACUAUCGUAACACUAAUGAAAUCCCAAUGGUACUAGUGGGAACUCAGGAUGCUAUAAGCUCUAAUAAUCCACGUGUUAUUGAUGAUGCCAGAGCAAGAAAGUUGUCGAACGAUUUGAAGAGAUGCACUUACUAUGAAACCUGUGCUACUUACGGACUGAAUGUGGAAAGGGUCUUCCAAGAUGUUGCCCAGAAGAUUGUGGCAACAAGGAAGAAACAGCAGCUUUCAAUAGGCCCCUGCAAAUCUUUACCAAACUCUCCAAGUCACUCGUCCGUGUGUUCUGCCCAGGUUUCUGCUGUACAUAUCAGCCAGACCAGUAAUGGAGGAGGGAGCUUAAGUGAUUAUUCCUCCUCUGUUCCAUCAACUCCAAGCACCAGUCAGAAGGAGCUACGGAUUGAUGUUCCUCCCACUGCCAACACUCCAACACCUGUUCGUAAACAGUCCAAGCGCCGCUCCAACCUCUUCACGUCUCGGAAAGGGAGUGAUCCAGACAAAGAGAAGAAAGUCCUGGAGAGCAGAACAGAUAGCAUUGGAAGUGGCCGUGCAAUCCCAAUUAAACAGGGUGUGCUGCUAAAGCGAAGUGGCAAGUCAUUGAAUAAAGAGUGGAAGAAGAAAUACGUUACGUUGUGUGACAACGGUGUACUGACCUAUCAUCCCAGUUUACAUGUAAGUAUACCACACUCUUUGCAGUCAGCACUUGUCAGACCACAGAUCAAAUACUGUUAG